This is a messenger RNA of Paramecium pentaurelia, 750 nucleotides long. Lineage: Eukaryota; Ciliophora; Oligohymenophorea; Peniculida; Parameciidae. The record is from the annotation of a GenBank genome assembly.
AAUGAAUAUACGAGUAUCUGUGAAGUAUUGUGGAAGGAGUUUGACUGCUUAAAUCAAUCCCAAGACUAAUCUGAAAGAAAUUAUUUAACAUACAAUAGAUGGAGGAUACGCGUAAAAUAAUAUGUGAAUAAAUAUAGAAAAUAGUAGAUGUUAAAUAAUCCAGGAGUAUAUUUAUCUGAUAGAUCAAUAUUAUGUAAAGGAGAUGAACUCAAUAAACCAUUGGAAGUUUACUUUCCAAUGAUUUCUCUUUAAGGUCCACCUGUAGAAUUAUUAAUUUUGAGAGAAGAAGAGUUUAUCGAAUAUGAUACUGCUAUAAAAUCAUAACCUAAAUUAGUGGAUAGUGAGCCUCCUGAUAUUGGAGAAUCACAACCAAUUAAAAAAUAAUCAGAUGUUAGUAAUUUAUCUCCUGACUCUAAUUUGUUGAUUUCAUCAUAAGGUGUAGUCAAUUAAGGAUAAUUUACUUUAAGAUUUAAAACAACAGCUAAUCUAAGUAAACAAGGAUUUGAUUUUAAAAAUCUUUCAGAAAACAAUACCAUUAAUGACAUUAAAGAUUAAUUAUUUAAAUAUUUUGGAUUCCAUGAUAGGUAAUAAAUCAAAUAAAAAAUAGAUCUAUAGUUGAUUUAGAUCUUUAUUAUAAUGAAAUACCUCUUUAAGGAGUAAAAUCCAAUAGAACUUUAGCUUAGUUAUCUAUACCUAGUGGAGAAACAAUAGAAAUUAAGGCAAGAUGGACAGGAGGCAGUUUAGCAUGAU